AUGCUUUGCUUGCCAGCCGGGGUUUUCACCGAAGAGGAGUUGAGCGGGUUUCAGAUCGAUGGUUAUCCAGGGAUUUUCGGCCCCCACUUCGUUACAUCAGUGGCUGCUGUUUCGGUGGCGGGUCGCGAGUUCAAGACGGCCGUCUCUUGCCUGCUCAUCGACGUGGCCGCCGAGGGCAUCGACAGGCUGCAGGUGGAUCCUUUUCCCGACCUCGAGCUCAAGGUGUUUGGCACCCAGCGGCUGCAAAGUGUAUGGCCUCAUCGUCUCCGUGUUGUCGAAGCUUUGGCUGGCUUUCUGGACGGCGAGGCCGCAGACUUGUCCGACCGCUUGGAUGCAUACUUCACUUGCGGUUCCGACGGCGAAGCGCUCCUUGCUCAAACACCGUUGGCUCCCGUGGCGGCGGAGGUUGCCCAGAACGAUGCCGAGGCCCUUGCGAGUUUCAACGCCAGGCUGCGCACCUUGGAGACGCCAGCGGCAGCGGCACCUGCAGCAACACCAGCUUCGGCUAUCGCCGCGGCUCCGGCAGGCGGUGGGGUGCCACAGUGGGCGCCCCAGCUCUUCAGCGAAGGCGCCAAGGCUCAACUUCAGGAGGAGCAGCUUCAGCGACUAUUGCAGCUGGCCGGGAAGGGGCCGCAGAGAUUGGGCGAUUUGGCGGGACCCGCCAAUGCAGCUGCGAAGCCGGGGGCUGCCCAGCUUUACCUAGGAGCUGGGGCCAAGGCUGCCCCUGCCCCGCCUCCUGUGGGAGGUGUGGGGCCGUUGGCCGAGGAUGUCGAGGAGGACGAAGACGACGAGGUUGCCGCGGGCGAGGGCGGUGCACUGGCGAAGGUCCUCAGCCAGCAGACCAAGCUCCUAGCAGCUCUUGUUGCCAGCACCACCAAGAAGACCUCGGAUCCCUUAAGCAUUCUCGGCGGCAGCGGUGCAGACGAGGAGACGAAGGUCCCGGGCAUUCGCGGCAUGGCGGCACGGCAGCUGCUGAAGGAUCAAAUCCAGAGGGACCCCUUGAAGGUCUAUCAGAAAGUGCGCGAGAGAUUGGCUCAGGCCAGGCGGAAGAGCAACACGGCUGCUCUAGAACCUCGGGACAUGUUCUAUCACUUCCAGGAUGUUGUCCCCCUCGGCCACUACAAGACCCUCACCUACUUUGCCUUCCUCCUUUGCGACACUUGGGAAGCCAUGGAGCAGGGCAGGUCCGAGGAAGUCAUGAGCUUGAUCAGUCUCGGGCUCGUGUUCGCCGAGCAGGUUGCCAACGAAGGCGGGGCCACUCGUUUGGGGUGGCUUUUGAUAUUUCGGGACGACCCACCGUUCAGUUUGGUGGAGCAGCGGCGGGCGCCAAGGAGCGAGGUGCCUCAUGGGCUCCUGGCCUAUCCGAGAUGGGUUACAGCCAACCUAGCGUACUUGAAGGAUGAGAUCCAAAGGGCGGCCGUGGAGGAAAGCGCGGCCAGAAGGGGAAGGAUCCACCAGAGCCGGCGGCGUGAGCCGUCCCUCCUGAGCCCCGACCUUUGGCCUUGCCAGCUCGCACCACCGUUGGCUGUCCCUAGGACCAAGCUUGGUGGUCCACCCUUGGCGCGGUGGCAUCGCCGGCACUAUAUCAGGCACGUUACUCGCCACAUUGUUGCAGCGAAUAACUGGCUGGUGUUGGGCAAGCCCGCUUUAUCACCCGCAGCCUUGCCGCCUUUGAGCACUUCCCAAACUGCUAUGCUUGGCAGGUUGGAGGCAAUGGCCUCUACGUGGAUCCGCUUGGGGUCCGGCCCCAAACGCGGACUUGAUCGGUCCGUUCAGAACUUCGACAGCGUUCAUUUGCAGCUCGAAGAAUUGCAACACAUGAGCGCUCAAUUAUUCUCUCAGAUGCAGCCUUAUUCGAAAGCCGGCCGAGGUGGUACAGCAGCUGCCGCUUCUGAGUCGGAAACCGCUUUCCCAGCCAAUGUGGCAAAGGCCAAGCUCGCAACGACCAGUAAGCCCAUCGAGCCCUCCCGUCUCAACUUUGAGGAGGCCCCUAGGUUUCACGCUGAGAAGUUCCUCACGGACCCACUGUUGCGAGCUGGCUUUAGAGAUCCCCGAGUAUUUCGCAGGCACGAGAAUGAGUGGCCCCGACCUAAGGUUGGCCGACAGCUCUACAAGAAGUGGGACGAUGUCGAGUGUUUGCAUUUGAUACCUGCUGCUUCUUCCGAAUAUCGGUAUCGUUGUGGGCUGUUCAGUGUCUAUAAGAGCGACGUCCUCGACAGGCAGAUUUUGAACCCCAUUCCCGAGAACUCGCGGUCCUACUCUGUCUCGGAGGCAACCUUUACACUCGCUCAUUCGAGUUUGCUCUGCGGCAUUUACAUACCGCCAUACCAGAACCUGGUGAUCAAUUCAGAUGACUUCAAAGACUUCUAUCAUGGGUUCGUUGUAACAGACCAACAUGCUGCACGUAACCAUCUUCAUGGAGUUUUUCGAGGUUCUGAUUUUGCAGGAUGGCGUUGCUACAAUGCUGAUUUGCACAAUGUUCCAGUCGUGGGGUAUUUUAGGACGUUGGCUAUGGGUACGAACUAUGCAGUGGAAAUAGCGCAGCACUCCCAUGAGACCCUACUCCGUCGAGCUGGAUGUCUAGCUGAUCAUGAAAGGGUCGCCUAUAAGCGCGUCCUCCCUCGCGGCCCCGGGUUCGACCUGUUAUGCAUAGAUGAUCACAUCUACCUACUUCUGGUGCCGUGCAGUGAAGCCGGGAGGGAGCCGUCGCCGAGUCGAAGGGAUGCCCGCCUUUUGCACUCUGCUGCUGCAGCAUAUAUCGCUUCUGGAUUGCGAGCCUCCCCAAGGAAGGCUGUGCGUAACUCCUAUGCCGACAUUGUGUUAGGUGGGCAGCUCGACGGCAUCCGUGGUGAUAUUGCUUCGCCACGGCUUAAAACUGCGACGCUAUGUGCCCUCACGAUGCAGAUGAUUGUGUUGGGGCACAGUACUCCUCAGUUGUUGCAAUGUAUUCUGGGGUCGUGGAUCUUUGUUCUGAUGUUCAGGCGACCAGCUAUGUGCAUCAUGACUCAGGUUUUUCACGAGGGCACAGGUCGCCGCGAGAAUGAGAUUUUCAGCCUUUCUGCCGCGGCUCGGCAAGAGCUGUUGCUGCUGGUACUUCUGGCGCCCUGUUUCCAAACCGACCUUAGGGCGAAACCUUUGGGUACAUUGUUCUGCACCGAUGCAUCACCGUUUGCAGCAGGAGUUUGUGCCGCGCGAAUUUCAACUUCAGCUUGCUUGGAACUGCUUAGGCAUGCCGACCAUAGAGGGUUUCGUACAGUGCUACUGCCUAAACUGUCCGCCUACUUGGCUGUUUUUGAAGAUUGCGACGACUCCAGUGGUCAGUCAUGCAGCAUUCCGGGCCAGCUCUCUGAGGGCAACCUUAGUCACGUUGGUCGGCAGUUAGGCCUCCGAGUUCACCCGGGUUUUGAUAUCGCAGACGGAGCCCACGGAGACAUCUUGCAGCAGCAGACCAUGCAGCACAUUAUUGGGUUGAUUGCCAGACGCGUUGUUGCCUACAUUCACCUAGGGCCUCCAUGCACGACUUUUGGCACCAUGUUUCGGCCUCGUUUGCGCUCUAAAGCUCAGCCGUGGGGUUUCAAUGCAAAGGAUCGUGCAACGGAUCAUGGCAACAGUUGCGCAGCACGCAGUGCUUUCAUCCUACAUCUUUGCGCUGCUUAUGGUCUGCUUUGUUCCUGUGAGCAACCGCGGGGAUCUGUGAUGUUUCGUCUCAACAUCUUUGAAAGACUCAAGGGCCGAGGUUUCGUCGAAGUUGACUUUGCUUCUGCACCUACGGCUCACCGUUCAUGCAACCUUCGCG
Molecule: messenger RNA, 3796 nt
Organism: Symbiodinium sp. CCMP2592
Lineage: Eukaryota; Dinophyceae; Suessiales; Symbiodiniaceae
Source: the annotation of a GenBank genome assembly